Messenger RNA from Clupea harengus (Atlantic herring), 3128 nucleotides. RefSeq names its product zinc finger, FYVE domain containing 28 (gene zfyve28). The transcript is spliced from 15 exons. The coding region runs from base 314 to 3076 and encodes 920 amino acids. The record is from RefSeq and is a predicted model, not a curated record. Lineage: Eukaryota; Metazoa; Chordata; Actinopteri; Clupeiformes; Clupeidae. Gene Ontology annotation, molecular function: metal ion binding. Gene Ontology annotation, cellular component: early endosome membrane. Gene Ontology annotation, biological process: negative regulation of epidermal growth factor-activated receptor activity.
UCAACGUGACUGUCAUCAGCAGCCGAUCCCGUAGAGCCCGUCCUGCCAGCAGCCUACUGUAGACAACAAUGUACAGUGAACGGAGUUCAGCGCCGUCCCUAUGCUAACCACACAAACAAGACCGAUAUACAAUUGCCCCAUCGAGAUCUUGGGUCACGCAUAUAGGGAUUGUAUUCGUCUAUAUUUAGUCAAGGCAGGGGAUAGCAAGUUGCUAACAAAUUAGCGUAUUUUUCCAGGUAGCGCUGGGCUUUUUCAGGUAACACUCGGGAAGGGUCGCUGACAAAGGCAAGGGAAGGUGGCUUGAAAGCUAAGGAUGAAUCGCUUCCGAAAGUGGCUGUACAAGCCCAAGCGGACGGACCCUCAGCUCUUAGCUCAGUUCUUCUACGCUGAUGAGGAGCUGAAUCAGGUUGCCAUGGAGCUGGACGGCCUGGAUGGCAGGAAGGACCCGCAGAGAUGCACCCUAUUGGUCAACCAGUUCCGCUCCUGUCAGGAUAACGUGUUGAACAUCAUUAACCAGAUCAUGGAGGAGUGUAUCCCCGACGACCGUGCCAACCGAGACUUCUGUGUCAAAUUCCCCGAAGAGAUUCGCCAUGACAACCUGGCAGGGCAGCUGUGGUUCGGAGCCGAGUGUCUAGCGGCGGGCUCCAUCAUCAUGAACCGUGAGAUUGAGAGCAUGGCGAUGCGUCCGCUGGCCAAGGACCUGACCCGGUGCCUCGAGGAGGUGCGCAAUCUGACCCGGGAUCAGGCGCUGCGCGACCUCAACGCCUACACGGAGCGCAUCAGGGACGCCCUCACACACUUCGACAGCCUGUUCGCCGAGUUUGAGCUGUGUUAUGUAUCAGCCAUGGUUCCAGUGAAGUCCCCUAAAGAGUACUACACUCAGCAGGAGGUCAUCGUACUCUUCUGUGAGACCGUAGAGAGAGCGCUGAAGCUAGGCUACCUCACACAGGACAUGAUCGAUGACUACGAACCUGCCCUCAUGUUUACCAUCCCAAGACUGGCCAUCGUCUGUGGUCUGGUGGUGUAUUCUGACGGCCCUCUAAAUCUGGAGAGGAAGGCAGAGGACAUGUCUGAGCUCUUCAGACCCUUCCGUACUUUACUCAAGAAGAUCAGGGACCUGCUCCAGACUCUGACACAGGAUGAGCUACACACACUGGAGAGGAGUCUGUGUAUCUCCUCAGAGGGGGAGUGUCCCUCGUCUACCCCCCCGCCCCCCCGCAGCCCAGACGCACAAGCACCGCAGGCCGGCCACGCCUCCGCCGAGGGGAGCAGCCAAUGGGAGGAGGCGGGCGUGGCCCUGUUGGGGCAGCGUGAGGAGGAGGAGGAGGAGGAGGCGGAGCCGACACUCUGUGAGGAAGACGAGGCGGAGCUUGCGUGUUCCAUGCAGUACGACGAGGAAGAGUUUGAGCAGCUCAGCAUGUUGGUGCAUCGCCUAGGCAACCAUAUGACCUCACUGCUGUCCCCGCCCAGCCAGGGCCACAGCCCCGCCCACUCCAGCACACAGCCGUCGAGCGCAGGCUCCAGCACACACCCCUCCCCCUCCUGUGGCCCCUCCCCCCUGCAGGAGCACGAGCGAGUCUUCUUCAUGGACGACCUGGAGGGGGGAGGGGCCACAGGCACCAUCACCAAUGAGGAUGAGCUCCGGGUGGGCCCCGCCCCUCGCCCCUCCCCCAACCACACACCUGGCCCGCCCACACUCUGCAAUGGUUGGUCGAGGCCCCGCCCCACUGAAGAGGGCUUCACACCGUCGUCCAAUGGCUGGGGGGGGCGUGGUGUGGGGGCGGAGCCUGCCGAGGUCAUCGCUCACAGAACUGGUGGCAUGAAGCUGUCUGCUACUGUCAUCUUUAACCCCGUCAACCAAUCAGAACGCACGCUGGUGCUGCCCCGCCCCUCAGAGGCGGAGUCCUGCGGAGGGAGCGUGGGCCUGCUGCACUCCUGUGUGUGUUGUGCUGGUUGCCAGGACGUCCAUGACAGUAUCAGCCUGGAGACUGCUGCCAUGGCAACCUUGGGUCUGUCUCUAGGGCUGGAUAAACGGCGCUCAGGCGGGAAGGGAGACAUCAAGCUGACUCCGCCUUCGCCACGGUGCUCCGCAGAACACACACCUCACACACCUCACACACACACAGGUGGAGAACACACACCACACACUCCUCACACACUCACGAGUGGAGAAACACCUCACACACACAGGGGUGAGGAACACACACCUCACACACACACGGGUGAGGAACACACACUUCCUGCUCAGGCGGUGGGAGAGCUGAGCCCGACGGUGGCUCCAGGAUCGGAGCAGGAGUCGGCCGUCACCUCCUGCAGGAGCGGGGAGAUCACGCCGCAGGAGACGCUCAGGGAGAUCAAGAGGAGUAGCAGGACUCAGGACUCCCCGCUCAGCUCCGUGUCCAGCAGUGACUGUGACAGUGUGUCUGUCACCACAUGUAGCCUUUCCAGUACAUACACUCCCAGCCCCAUCAGCAGUCUGACCAGCAGCUCUGAGGGGCUGGACCAUCAGGAGAUGCAGCUGGCUCUUCAGGCCGCCAAGACUGCCGCCCGCAAUAAGAUCCGCGCUCGUUUCCAUAGCAGCAGCGACCUCAUCCACCGCCUCUUCGUCUGCAUAUCAGGUGUGGCUGAUCAGCUCCAGACAAACUAUGCUAGCGAUCUGCGGAGCAUCCUCAAGACACUCUUUGAAGUCAUGGCAACCAAAUCUGACCAGGGGGAUAAUGACCAGCAGAAAAAAGGUCCGGUUCGUAGCGGCGUGCUGGAAGACUGUUCCCUCUGUCAGGAGAGCCUCUCUCUCUCCGCCUCUGAGGUCGCUGCCAAGGUCCAUGACGGACAGGUCGAAGAUCCUCCGGAGUGGGUUCCAGAUGACGUGUGCAGUUUGUGUGUGUCGUGUCAGGCUCCUUUCACAGUCAUCCGCAGGAAACACCACUGCAGGAGCUGUGGAAAGAUUUUCUGCUCCCGGUGUUCCUCCCAUUCUGCCCCGUUGCCGAGAUACGGCCAGAUGAAGCCGGUCAGAGUCUGUACACACUGUUACAUGUUCCACGUCACGCCCUUCUACAGCGACAGGGCCGGCAUCUGACACACACACACACACACACACACACACACACACACACACACACACACACACA